Messenger RNA from Colletotrichum orchidophilum, 222 nucleotides. RefSeq lists its product as uncharacterized. The record is from RefSeq and is a predicted model, not a curated record. The transcript has a single exon. NCBI's taxonomy places the organism in Eukaryota, Fungi, Ascomycota, Sordariomycetes, Glomerellales, Glomerellaceae. The coding region runs from base 1 to 222 and encodes 73 amino acids.
AUGGCCCGCCCAAAAGGCAGUACGACGAAGCACCUUACUGAGGCUGAACGUCAGCGUAUACGGACCCUCUAUAACGACGCAAACCUUCCGCAAGCUCAAAUAGUCAGUAUUACUGGUUUUUCAAAGGAUCAAGUACGUGUGGCAAUACGGGCCCCGUCAGCAGCCGUAGCGCCUCGAUCAGGCCGCCCACGUAUCAAGAAACCACGGCAAGAGGCAUCGUAA